AUGUACGCUGCUGCUGUACCUCUUUUUCUCGCCAUUUUCGCGCGUUUUGUGCAAGCCGGAGAUGGUCCUGUCAUCAGCACUCCUUCCGGUGUCGUUCAAGGCACGGAAGAAUCCUGUGGUUUGUUCUGCACAUACUACUCUUUCAAAGGAAUCCCGUAUGCUCAACCUCCGGUUGGACAACUGCGCUUUCGUAAUCCGGUGCCCCAUCCCGGUUGGGACGGAGUUCGCGACGGCAGUCUCCAUGGUUCCGUGUGCCCACAAGCCGGUCUGCUGCCCGGAGAGGUUAUCGGGGAUGAGGAUUGUUUGUUUUUGAACGUAUACAGCAAGAGCUUAAUCGGAUUGCGUCCGGUAAUGUUUUGGAUUCAUGGUGGAGCAUUCAGUAUCGGUUCUGGAAACGAUGAUCAAUUUAAUGCACAGAAAAUCGUUCUGGAGGAUGUGCUAUUGGUGACUAUCAACUACCGGUUGGGAACGCUCGGAUUCUUGAGCACUGGAGAUCAGUACGCACAAGGAAAUUGGGGUUUGAAAGACUGCAUCGAGGCUCUUCGUUGGGUACAACGGAAUAUUGUUGCUUUCGGAGGAGAUCCGAAUAAAGUUACUAUUACCGGAAAUUCAGCUGGAGCUGUCUUAGUUCAUUUCAUAUACAUGUCUGGUAUGGCGGACGGUUUAUUUCACCAAGCAAUUGCUCAAAGUGGAACCGGACUUACCCCGUUCGCUUUUCAGACUAAUCCAAAAUUCUAUGCUGACAGACUUGCGGCUAACCUGCAGUUAUCAACUGAUAGUGCAACCUACAUUGAAGAACUUAGAAACUUGCCGGCAAACAGUUUGGUUCCUUUCCAAUAUGUUGUAGCAACGAUUCCAGUACCCAGAUAUUUGCGCCCUUUGGAUUUUGUUCCAUCAGCAGAGCCAGAAAACUCACCGGAAGAAAGAGCACUGACAGACAAACCAAUGAAUCUAAUGCGGAGUCGUGAUAGUCGUGUUCCACUCAUGAUGGGCUACAACGACAUUGAGGGUUCAUUUUUCACCACUGUCGAGCUGUUGGUCGAUCCAACGGUUUGGAGUCAGUUCAAUUCCAACCCAGGUCUGUUGGUCCCGCAGUUCUGGAAUAUCGCAACAGGUACGACAACGUCCACAAGUGUCAUAAAUGCCUUCCAGCAGUACUACUUCCAUGGUCAAUCUAUUGGGCCAUUGGUGGAAUUCGAGUGGGCACAAUACUACGGGGAUCACAUGUUUCUGUUCCCGAUUGAUUAUGCUGCUCGCUUUUAUGCCGACCAUCAGACAUCGGUGUACUACUAUCAGUUCUCGUACGACGGAGAUUUAAAUCUGAUCAAGCAGAUGCUGCAAAUUACCCACCCUGGUGCGAUUCAUACCGAUGAGCUGCCCUAUCUGUUUGAAAUGGCUACUCAACUGGGUAUUACUAUUUCACCAACCAGUCAUGCCUUGACUGUGAGCAAUCGAAUGGUUCGGAUGUGGACAAAUUUUCUAAAAUACGGAAAUCCAACACCUGAGGAAGAUUUACUGCUACAGAAUAUCAUUUGGCCAACUAUUUCGGCAGGUUCGAGCAAUCCAACUAUACUUGACAUCGGAUAUAAUUUGAUAGUUGGGGAUGUUUCCUCAUUGGGCAGACUAUCCAUGUGGCACAAUCUACAGACGUCCUAUGCUAAUAACCCUUUUCUCUGA
Sabethes cyaneus is the source of this 1677-nucleotide messenger RNA. Its product is annotated as juvenile hormone esterase-like. The transcript is spliced from 2 exons. The record is from RefSeq and is a predicted model, not a curated record. Lineage: Eukaryota; Metazoa; Arthropoda; Insecta; Diptera; Culicidae. The coding region runs from base 1 to 1677 and encodes 558 amino acids.